Molecule: messenger RNA, 2395 nt
Organism: Asparagus officinalis (garden asparagus)
Lineage: Eukaryota; Viridiplantae; Streptophyta; Magnoliopsida; Asparagales; Asparagaceae
Product: transmembrane E3 ubiquitin-protein ligase 1-like
Exons: 15
Coding region: 369-2027 (552 amino acids)
Molecular function (GO): zinc ion binding
Source: RefSeq, a predicted model, not a curated record
CUUCUCCAACAAACCCCCACCAAAUUUUAUUAACUUAUAAAAACUCUCAAAAUUCCACCCGCCGCCUUCUACUUCCUCUUAAAAAAACCGUAAAAUUAUAAAAAUACUCCUUUUUAUUUGAUUAAUUUGGGAUUUUCGUUAUCGCUGAGCGGUCGAUUUCUCUAAUCUCAGUUCGUUGAGCUCUCCCUUUCUUUCUCCUAAUACUUUUCCUUCGAGUUGACUCCAACCGAAAAAAUCGCAGAGCUCUGCUGUUUUCUUCAGUUUGUUUGUCGGGGGUCUUUCUAUUCAUCAUUUUGGAGCGUGACUCAUAAGUUAUCUUUUAUGUUAAGAGCUCGAUUUGGGGCCGGAUAAUUAUUUUUGGAGGGAUAAUGGGUUAUUUUUUGGGCUUGGUGAUUUUGAUUCUUGGGUCUCUUCGGCCUUCGGAGUCCAUGAGGCCUCUCAAGGAAAGAGGUUCUGCUGCUGGAUCUUGGAGCGAUGAGAGGCUGUUCCUUAGAAGAGAUGACAAUGACCUUGGUCCUUAUUCUCAAUGGAAUAUAACUGGAACAUAUAGAGGAAGUUGGAGCUUUGCUGAGAAUUCCAACGUCUCUUCUAGAUUCCUAGAUUUUGGGAGAUCCAGUGGUGCUUCUAUCUUGGAGCUAGUCAGUAGUCCGACAAAGAUAAGCGGUGUACACUAUAUUCAGGGAGCACUUAUUUUCCACGAUGUGUAUGAUAAUGGACGUGACCGGGGUGUUGCACAAAUGAGAGUGGAAGGUGUAUAUAUAUGGCCCUUCAAGCAACUCCGACUGGUGGCCAGCAGUGGGACUGAUGGUGAGCUACUUCAAGAAGAGGAUUACCUUUUAUCCAGUCCAUAUCAUUUGCUUGGAGUAUUCUCUUCUCAAGUUUUUCAAGAAUCUUCUCGCAGCAAACUUGGAAGGAGGAAGAAGUCCUUUACCUAUGACAUGGAGAAACAUUGUAAUACCGAGAUAGCUGCCCAAGUUUCUCGUGCUCCACGACAAGCAGAUGGAGAGCAUGAACGCUACCAUUUGGAGGGAUUGGUGGAGAGUCCAUCUGCGGAUGAUGAUGGAGAGUGUUUCUCCCCCAUUUUACUCAAUGUCACUUCUCUUAACAUUGAGGUCUACUACAACAAAGCAGUUAACUACACUCUGAUGGUUACCUUUAUAUCAUUUCUUCAAGUUUUGUUGUUGAUCAGACAAAUGGAGCACAGUAAUACCCAAUCAGGUGCAGCUAAAGUUUCUAUUCUAAUGAUUGGGCACCAGGCCAUUAUGGAUGCCUACUUCUGUCUCCUGCAUUUGACUGCUGGGAUAUUAGUUGAGUCCCUAUUUAAUGCCUUUGCAACUGCAGCCUUCUUCAAAUUUGUUGUUUUCUCUAUUUUUGAGAUGAGAUACCUCCUUGCAAUAUGGAAGGCAAAUAGGCCAAUAAGCAGUGGAGAAGGUUGGGAAAUUAUGAGGCGUGAACUUUCAGUUCUUUAUAGUCGUUUCUAUGGAAUUCUUUUGGGAGGCAUUCUUCUCAUGUAUGAGAUGCACAAUUUUCUACGUCCUAUUCUUUUCAUUAUGUACUGCUUUUGGAUACCUCAAAUUAUUCUGAAUGUGAUUAAAGAUACAAGAAAGCCCUUGCACCCUCAUUACAUAUUAGGCAUGACUGUCACUCGUUUAGCGAUUCCAUUGUACGUAUUUGGUUGUCCAAGCAACUUUAUGCGCAUUGAAGUCAACAAGAAUUGGUGCAUAUCAUUGGUUGUAUUCAUGGGAUUGCAAGCAUCAGUUCUCCUCCUUCAGCAUUAUCUUGGAUCUCGUUGGUUUAUUCCUCAUCAGAUCCUACCCGAAAAAUAUAGCUAUUACAGGAGGCUCGAGAAUGAUGUGUCACAAGCUACAGAUUGUGUCAUCUGCAUGACUGGCAUUGAUGUCACACAGUUAUCAAAUGACUACAUGGUGACACCUUGUGAGCAUUUUUUCCAUUCUGGGUGUUUACAAAGAUGGAUGGACAUAAAAAUGGAGUGCCCAACUUGCCGCCGUUCAUUGCCUCCAGCUUAAAGAUUAAUCCAUGUACGACAUCUAUAAUCUGAAGAGACACGAAUCUUUAUUUUGGGGAGGAAGGUAUAUAUCAUUUCAAGCAAGAAGAUUAUAUAAGCAAUUGAAGACAGAAGAUAAUAUAGUUUCAAACUAAGCACGCCUCAUAUGAGUCUUGUAUUAUGUAACACAACAUUUUAUCAUUUAGAGUAGCAUAGGCUGGCCGCAAUUGGUGCCCUUCUGUAUAUUCUUUCAGGAUGUCUAGGUAGCUGUUAUGUAUAAAAUUGGAAUGGAAAAGAAGAAAAUAAUUCCAGUGCAGAGUGGAUGUAUCAAGAAUACUGUCUUCUCUGUCUCUGUAGAGGCUUUUUGCAAGAAAAUUAGUUUCGAGGAGA